UUUCUCUUUCCCUUCCGCCCCCCCUCCACGACUCUGAACAAUCACGAAGUGAGUAAAACACACAAAAACCACCCACGAAAAGUGUAGAGACCUCCUAUCGCUGGUCAUCGUAAUUGAACAGACCUAAAACGUCGCCGUCCGAAGCAGCACCAACAUAAAUCCCCCACCACAACAUCACAGCAACCUCCUGCGAUAAGCCAAGCAACAGCAAUGGGCAAGCAAGUCAACCUCUACUCCUUCCCCAGCGUCGAUACGCUCGCGACCGCCCUCCGCUCCUACCUAAUCUCGUGCCAGGAGGCCGGCCUCGAGCGACACGGCGUCUUCAAGGUCGGCGUCUCAGGUGGCUCGCUGCCCAAGACGCUCGCGCAAGCGCUGCUGGCCCCGGCCAAGGACGAGUCGGACGAGGUUAAGUGGGAGAGCUGGGAAAUCUUCUUCGCGGACGAGCGCGCGGUCCCUCUCAAUCACGAGGACUCCAACUACGCGCUCCUCAAGAAGGAGCUGCUCGACAAGCUCCCCCAGGGCACCCCGCAACCGACGGUACACACCAUCGAUGAAUCCGUCCUCGACGACACGCAGGAGCUGGCGGACCGGUACGAGCAGACGCUCGUCCGCUCUUUUGCUUCGCGCGACUCGGUCAAGCUGCCCAUCUUCGAUUUGUUGUUGCUGGGCUGCGGGCCCGAUGGACACACCUGCUCCCUCUUCCCCGGACACGAGCUGCUGCGCGAGACCGAGGCCUGGGUCAGCCCCAUCGAGGACUCGCCCAAGCCGCCCCCGCGCCGCAUCACCCUCACCCUCCCCGUUGUGACGCACGCGGUGCGCGUUGCGUUCGUGGCGACGGGCAGCGGCAAGAAGGAGAUCAUGAAGGAUAUCUUUGAGGAGGGCAAGGGGUUGCCGUGCGCCCUGGUGAACGAGGCGACGGGUGAGCGGUGCAGUUGGUUCGUGGACAACGCCGCUGUUGAGGGAGUCAGCUACCCCAAGAGGCCGUUUAGCCUAUAGAACAGGACGUGAUGUCUUGAUUAUUUUUUCUUUUCUUUUCUUUGCGGGUUGGAAGGAAGAAGGGAAGGGAAGAUUGCGAUUCGGCGUAUUGCUCAGGGAAAACCCGGGGAUAUAGAGGUAGACAGGACGGUGAAGGGAAAAAUACUCAAGGAUGAGAAGGAGGGACAGGGAACAGGGUUGAAAAGGAGGAGGAAGAGUGUCACAAGCGGUUUGCGUCACGCCCUACACGACAGGCUAGGACGAAGCGAUCGAUAAGGGAAUAAAAUAAGAUAGAAGAAUACACGAGGAAGGUUUGAAUGGGCGGAAUUGGGGGCCUGAGCGGAACAACCGAUUUUCUUGGUCAACACAUCCCCAAAAGCAUCAAUAGACACUGGGACGGCGGACGCGGAGGUUGGAGUUGAUUUUUGGGAUGAAAUCGGAGUGAUUGGAGUUUUUCAGAUUAUCCCGUACGUAUGUAUGUACAGGUAGCGGCGGGGGCUUUGUCUCUUUGCGAACGACGUUGAUGAUACUGAUCUCAUACGCACAAUGUUAAUCUUCAUUGCGGUAUUCGACAAGGAAAACAGGCUGUUGCGGUGGUGAGAAACGCGGUCUACUGACAGACACUCACUUCCUUCCAUCUACCCAUUCUUCAAACACCUCAUACCAUAACGAAAAAUAUAUCCUACGAUACAGGCU
This is a messenger RNA of Neurospora crassa OR74A, 1671 nucleotides long. RefSeq names its product 6-phosphogluconolactonase (gene ppm-1). Gene Ontology annotation, molecular function: 6-phosphogluconolactonase activity. Bases 211 to 996 code for a protein of 261 amino acids. NCBI's taxonomy places the organism in Eukaryota, Fungi, Ascomycota, Sordariomycetes, Sordariales, Sordariaceae. Gene Ontology annotation, biological process: pentose-phosphate shunt; carbohydrate metabolic process. The transcript has a single exon. The record is from RefSeq and is a predicted model, not a curated record.